Drosophila ficusphila is the source of this 1131-nucleotide messenger RNA. RefSeq names its product odorant receptor 43a (gene Or43a). The transcript has 6 exons. The coding region runs from base 1 to 1131 and encodes 376 amino acids. Gene Ontology annotation, biological process: sensory perception of smell; detection of chemical stimulus involved in sensory perception of smell. Lineage: Eukaryota; Metazoa; Arthropoda; Insecta; Diptera; Drosophilidae. Gene Ontology annotation, molecular function: odorant binding; olfactory receptor activity. Gene Ontology annotation, cellular component: plasma membrane. The record is from RefSeq and is a predicted model, not a curated record.
AUGGCACUCGAGGAUAUUGGCCUGGUGGGCAUCAACGUGCGGAUGUGGCGGCACUUGGCCGUGCUGUAUCCCACUGCGGAGACCAACUGGCGGAAGUUCGCCUUCGUCCUGCCCGUGAGUGCGAUGAAUCUGAUGCAGUUCGUCUACCUGCUGCGGAUGUGGGGCGACCUGCCCGCCUUCAUCCUCAACAUGUUCUUCUUCUCGGCCAUUUUCAACGCCCUGAUGCGCACGUGGCUGGUCAUAAUCAAGCGGGUCCAGUUCGAGCAGUUCCUCGCCCGCCUCUCCGCCCUUUUCUACUCGAUUCACGAGUCCACCGACGAGUGGGGGCGUGACAUCCUGAGGCGGGCGGAGCGCGAGGCCCGCAAUCUGGCCAUCCUGAACUUGAGUGCCUCCUUCCUGGACAUCAUCGGAGCCCUCCUCUCGCCGCUCUUCAGGGAGGAGAGAACUCAUCCUUUUGGAAUGGCUCUGCCCGGAAUGAACAUGACCCGCAGUCCGGUGUACGAAAUAGUUUACUUGGUCCAGCUGCCCACGCCCCUCCUGCUCUCCAUGAUGUACAUGCCAUUUGUGAGCCUCUUUGCCGGCCUGGCCAUCUUCGGGAAGGCCAUGCUGCAGAUCCUGGUGCACAACUUGGGCCAGAUUGGCGGGAGGGAGCAGCCGGAGGAGGUCCGCUCCCAAAUGCUGACCGCCUGCAUUCAUUACCACACGCAGGUGAUGGGCUAUGUGGGGGAGCUCAACAAACUGGUAACCAACAUUGUGGCGGCCGAAGCAAUUAUCUUUGGCUCGAUAAUCUGCUCACUGCUCUUCUGCGUGAACAUAAUAACUUCUCCGACUCAAGUUAUCUCAAUUGUGAUGUACAUCUUCACCAUGCUCUACGUGCUCUUCACCUACUACAACCGCGCCAAUGAUCUGAGUAUCGAGAAUAACAGAGUGGCGGAGGCCGUGUACAAUGUGCCCUGGUACGAGGGCAGCCCUCGUUUUCGCAAAGCCGUCCUGAUCCUGCUGAUGCAGGCCCAGCAUCCUUUGGAGAUAAGAGUUGGCAACGUUUACCCCAUGACUUUGGCCACGUUUCAGAGUCUGCUGAAUGCGUCCUACUCGUACUUCACCAUGUUGCGUGGCGUCACCAGCAAAUGA